Trichechus manatus latirostris (Florida manatee) is the source of this 1473-nucleotide messenger RNA. It is a transcript of the gene SACK1E, whose product is annotated as family with sequence similarity 83 member E. Gene Ontology annotation, molecular function: protein kinase binding. Gene Ontology annotation, biological process: signal transduction. The record is from RefSeq and is a predicted model, not a curated record. The transcript has 5 exons. Bases 1 to 1473 code for a protein of 490 amino acids. NCBI's taxonomy places the organism in Eukaryota, Metazoa, Chordata, Mammalia, Sirenia, Trichechidae.
AUGGCAGCCUCCCAGCUGGCUGCGCUGGAAAGCGUGGAGUUGGGAGCUGGAGGGUCGUCAUUGACUGAGUCCAGCCCGGGCUUCCUGUACUCGGAGGGCCAGCGGCUGGCGCUGGAGGCCCUGCUGAGCGAGGGUGCGGACGCAUUUGAGGCCUGCGUGCAUCGAGAGCAGGUGCAACCCUUCCUCAGUGCGGAGGAGAUCCGAGGCCUGGCAGCCACAGCAGAAGACUGGACAGCAGCCACGCAGGAGCUCGGCGGGGUGUCAGAAGGAGCUGCCAUCGCCACCAGCGGGGCCACAGGGGGCAGCCUGACCUACUGGCCUGGCCAGUCGGAGGAGCCAGCGCCUGUACUGCGGCUGGGCUGGCCCGAGGACACCGCCUGGAGAGGCAUCACCCGGGCCCAGCUGUACACCCAGCCGCCUGGCGAGGGCCACCCAUCCCUCAAGGAGCUGGUGCGCCGGGAACUCCAGGCUGCCUGCAAGCUGGUGGCCGUGGUCAUGGAUGUGUUCACUGACCCAGACCUGCUUAUGGAUCUGGUGGAUGCCGCCACGUGCCGCUGGGUGCCUGUCUACCUGCUCCUGGACCGCCAGCAGCUGCCUGCCUUCCUGACUCUGGCCCAGCAGCUGGGCGUGAACCCCUGGGCCACCAAGAACCUGGACAUCCGCGUCGUGCGGGGCUGCAGCUUCCAGAGCCGCCAGCGGAGGCAGGUGAGCGGCCACGUGCGGGAGAAGUUUGUGCUGCUGGACGGUGACCGGGUCAUCUCGGGAUCCUACAGCUUCACGUGGAGCGACGCCCGCCUGCACCGCGGCCUGGUGACCCUGCUCACUGGUGAGAUCACCGACGCCUUCAGCCGAGAGUUCCGGACGCUGUACGCGGCCUCGUGGCCGCUUCCGCCCGCGCCUGCCCCGGGACCCUUCAUCAGAGUCCUGGGGGGACUGCAGCUGGCCCGAAGCCCGCACCACGUGGCCUGCCGUCGCUCUGUGGCACCCCCGUCGCCGCCACCCGAUGAGCCACUGGCCCGCCGCCUGGUUGCCUGCCGUAUCUCAGAGGGGGACAGGCGGGAGCUCCCCGUCGCCCCUGGGCCAGCACUCAGCGACAUACUGAGGAGCGUGCAGCGCGCCCGGACCCCGAGCGGCCCCCCAACUCGGCCCAGCCGCUCCCUGUGGGACCUGAGCCGCCUAUCCCAGUUGUCAGGCUCCAGUGAUGGUGACAACGAGCUCAAGAAGUCCUGGGGCUCCAAGGACACCCCUGCCAAGGCCCUGAUGCGGCAGCGGGGCACUGGAGGGGGCCAGGGGGGUGAGGGGGACCCCCGCCCACUGGCCCUGCCCCUGAUCCCUGCCCACCCCCACCGCCUCCGAUACCUGUCCCCGACACGGAGAAGGUUUGGUGAAGGUACUCCGCCCAAACUCUCGGAUCCUAGAGGCCUCUGGCAGCCAGACAGGGCCGCCUGGGCAGGACUCGGGGGGCGACCUUGA